UUCGGGUCGGACCGCGUGGGGCCGCUUCCGCUUCCGGCGCUGCCCGGCCCGUCAUGGCGGCGCCCUGCGAGCCCGGGGAGCGGCGGCCUUUCGGGAGGCGGCUCCUCACUGACCCCUCCCGGCUUUUCCAGCACAACGCCUGGGAUAAUGUGGAAUGGUCAGAAGAGCAGGAAGCCAGUGCCAGGAGUAAAGUUCAAGAAAACAGCUCACAACUAUUGCCACAAGACAAACAAGAGGAAUAUGAGGUAAAUGCUAAGAAAUACUGGGAUGACUUCUAUAAAAUCCACGAAAAUGGCUUCUUCAAGGACAGGCACUGGCUGUUCACUGAAUUUCCUGAGCUGGCACCUCACAGGAACUCAAGCCAAAAUGGAGAUUCUGUGCAUGGAUUUAGUAACAAAGAAGAAUCCAAAAAGGAAGGGCUGGGAAGCUGUGAAAUUUGCCAUUGCUCGUUGGAAACCAGGACAGAGAGACAGUUAAACCUGAUAAAAAGCCCACCUGGAGGCCACACGGAGGAGUUGGCUGCACAGAAAAGCAGUGAUGGGCAUUACCCAGGAGCAGCUGCAUCUUACCGGAUAUUAGAGGUUGGCUGUGGGGCUGGGAAUACAGUCUUCCCAAUUUUACAAACCAACAAUGACCCAGGCUUGUUCGUUUAUUGCUGUGAUUUUUCUACAGCAGCUGUGGAUCUUGUCCAGAACAAUGCAGAAUAUGAUUCUUCUCGCUGCUUUGCAUUUGUCCAUGACCUGUGCAAUGACCAAAGUCCUUUCCCAAUGCCAGAGGAGAGUCUUGACAUUGUUAUUCUUAUCUUUGUCCUCUCAGCAAUUCUCCCAGAGAAAAUGCAGUGCAUUGUGACCAGACUGAGUCGCCUUCUGAAACCAGGAGGAAUGAUCUUGUUGCGAGAUUAUGGCCGUUAUGAUCUUGCCCAGCUUCGGUUCAAGAAAGGUCAAUGUCUGUCUGAUAACUUCUAUGUAAGAGGUGAUGGCACCAGAGUCUACUUCUUUACACAAGAUGAGUUAGAUCAUCUGUUCACCACAGCUGGGCUGGAAAAAGUCCAGAAUCUGAUUGAUCGGCGAUUGCAAGUGAACCGUGGGAAGCAGAUGACGAUGUAUCGGGUGUGGAUCCAGUGCAAGUACUGCAAACCCAGCACCCUUCAGCCAUGAGGCAUGUGGACUGUGGGCUGGAGCCUCUUCAUCUCCUCCUUGGUGACAUGUGUGUGAUGCCAUUCUGCACACCCAUGACCUCAGUGCCUUGUACCAUGCCUGGCAUCACUUCAAGUGAGUUUUGCUAAGGAUCAAUGCCCUGAGAGUAGAGCAAGCAUUUUAGAUGUCAUAGAAUCACAGAAUAUACUGAGUUGGGAAGGACCUGUGAAGAUCAAGUCCAACUCCUGGCCCUGCACAAGACACCCCAACAAUUCCACCCUGUGCCUGAGCACAUUGUCCAAACACUCCUUGAGUUCUGGAAACUUUGGGCGGUGACCCAUUCCCUGAGGAACCAGUUCAGUGCCCAGCCACCCUUUCUGGGAAGAACCUUUUCCUGAUAUCCAGCCUAAUCCUCCCUGGACACAGCUGUACCAUUUUCUCAAGUCCUAUCCCUGGUCAGGAGAGUGAAGAGAUUGGUUCCUGCCCCUCUGCUAUCCCUCAGGAGAAUGUUGAAGAUCCCAGUGAGGUCUGACCUCAGUCUCCUCCAGCUGAAUAGACCAAGUGCCCUCAGCCAGUCCUCAUAUGGCUUCCCCUCAAGGCCCUUCACCAUUCUCAUGGCCCUUCUUUGGAUGGUCUCUCAUGGCCUAAUGUCUUCUUUAUAUUGUGGUGCUCAAAACUGCCCCCAGCACUGGAGGUGGGGCUGCCCCAAAGCAGAGUAGGACAAUCCCCUGCCUGACCAGGAAUGCUUUACCUAAUGCCCCAGGACACAGAUGUCCUUCCUGGUGCCAGGACGCUGCUGACUCAUGUUCAACUUGCCAUGGACCAAGACUCCCAAGUCCCUUCCUCAGCCGCUCUCAGCCUCAUUCCCCAGUCCACCCACACAUCGAGGCUUGCCCCUUCCCACAUGCAGCAUCCAGCACUUCCCCUGUUGAACUUCCCACAAUUGGUGAUGCCCAUUUCUCUGAUUUGUCAAGGUUUCUCUGGAGGCCCUCUCUGCCCCUGAGAGACUUGACAGCUCCUCCCAGUUCAGUGCAGACAGCAAACUUCCUAAGUAUUCCUUCAAGUCCUGCAUCCAGGUCAUUAAUGUGGAUGUUGAAGAGCACAGGCUUGAGAAGAUGCCCUUUAAGUGUCAUGCUACUGGUCUGCGUUUUAAAAAUUAUUUAUGGUUUUAUUCUAAGAGAUGGUCAUGGUGUCUUACAGCAGCUGAGCAAGUUGAGUAGCUACUUGCUCAUACUCUGGAUUUCCAUAUGAAACAGGAGAGCUCUGACCUUAUCUCUGUCUUGUGUACUCUUGUGUUGGCAACAAGCAUACAAAGGAUAAACCUGCUCUUCUCUGCAACUGCUCACUGAUAUGAAUCCCUUGGCCAGCUUAUCUUGUGCAGCUAUUUCCUAGUCAUUCAGGUGUGUGCCAAUCCAUGAGUUAAAAUACAUUGAUCUGAAGGCAGGAACUGAGACUAUGUGAGUCUCUCUGUACCAGCUUUCCCUAGAUGAUUCAAGGUGUGGAGAAAGCAAAUGAUGCUGUUCUGCCCUCAUUGUCCACAAGAAUGUCCUCCCAGGGAAUCAGCAAAUAAUAGCUCAGAUGCUAUAAAUUACUCUCAGGCAGGGUUCAGGUUUUCAGAAGUUUGCUGCUGAUGCCGAUUUUAGGGCACCUUCAGAGUGCAGCAGAUCAGAAGCAGCUAACAGGACCAGGGUUUAUAAAUAAUUACCUGCUUUUCCUACUGGCUGCAGCUCACAGGUCACAAACUACCCUGCCUUGGUGAUGUGCUAAACCAAAACACAUGAGACACUUUCUUUAAUCUGAAAUCUCCAGGAGGUUUAAUUUUUGCACUCUUGUUUAAUUUCUUAAGAGGAUGCCAACACUGUGGCUUGCAGAAGGGAUUUCCCUGUCUUUGACAGCAAAAGCCUUUUAGCUCAGCUUGUUUUCUUCUGUUAUUUUUAGAGUGUGGUACGACAGAUAUUAGAAUAAGUUUCAUGCUU
This is a messenger RNA of Zonotrichia albicollis (white-throated sparrow), 3112 nucleotides long. Its product is annotated as tRNA N(3)-cytidine methyltransferase METTL2. NCBI's taxonomy places the organism in Eukaryota, Metazoa, Chordata, Aves, Passeriformes, Passerellidae. The record is from RefSeq and is a predicted model, not a curated record. Gene Ontology annotation, molecular function: tRNA (cytidine-N3)-methyltransferase activity.